UUUUCAAAAACACACGUCACGUCAACCAACUUCGCCACCGCACUCGUCGCUAUCGGUCGGUGAGUGGGUGUGCCUGCCUGUCGCCGGUCGCCGGGACCAGAUUUCGCUAACGCAGAGACGAGAGACGACUGAGAGGGCGGCGAUUGAGAGUGCAGAGUGCUCAGGCAUUUGACUUCAUCCUCGCUGCUGUGCUGCCGCACAAUCGCCUACAGCGAUGGAGGACCGAUACAUGGGUGACAGUAUAGAAAGGAAGAACAUCCAUGGUUUUGCAGCUAUGGUUGUCAUAGCUGUUUUAUUACUGAGGAACUUUUUGUUGAUUCACUCAUGGCAGGAUUUCAUUGCAGUCACUGUAUUGCCCAGUCUUCCAAUAAUCUCGACAAUUUUGAUUUGGCGAAUUUGCUUGUUUCUAAGUGAAUUACCUCAUGCCAUAGAUAUAUGCUCUGGCAGCUACUUAACUUUACUUAAGAGAACAAUGUUCUUUAACAGUGCUUCAAAAGUUGUCAUAUUAAUUACAAUUGCUUUAUUCCCAACACUCUUCCAGGAAUUUUCUUUGAAUGAGACAUUUUUAAGGAUUGUGCAAUUGUAUGGACUAUCACCAUGGCUUUUCUCCCUUUGUGCAUCUUUUCUUAUUUUCAUUGUUUGUCGUUGGGAGGAAUGUGUUACAUGGGAGGCACUCACAAUGAAACGUUUAGAUGGUCUUGACUAUGGCUCUGGAAUGGCACAUUCCUUUUUUCAUGGAUAUUUGAAGUUGAUCCUUCCUGCCAAAGGAGAUAACAACAAAAGUCUUCGUGACAGAAUAAAUGACUACAUAGAAAAAGAAAAUUUGACUGAUGAGCAUUUCCCUGUCAAGAAGCUAAUAGUUUUUAUACCUAGAUCAGGAUACUCGCAUCCAACUUUUAGUGAUGUCCCAUCACAGAAAGCAAGUGACAGAGAUGUUGAACCUGCUGAGAGAUUGCAAGACCAUCUACGAGAUAGGGCAGGAACACGGGCAAGAUGUUAUCGUGGUGGGGCAUAUCGCGUACGUGUACGAUCUGGAAAUCAGGUUUCAGCAUUAUAUGCAAUAGCAGAGUAUGCUACAUCUGUGUUGACAUUCCGAGAAGCCUACUCAACUGGUUCCCAUGAAGCUGGACGGUUGCGCGAACACAAGCAUGAUGUUACCUCCAAUUUCUACAGGACUCUCCGAUAUCUAAUCGAUCAUGAUCCAGAUUGUCGAGAUUUGGUAGCAUUAAUUUACUUUGAUGAUGAAGACCUUUCUACCGGGAAGGAUGUCAUAUCACUCUUGCAAGAGUUUUUGCUUCAAAAUUGCACUGCCUUGCCAUGAUUUUGAUGAUUUUGACCUACUGUAUCAGUUAUAAAUUUGACUACAUACAAAUAAAAUAAUAACAAAUGUUUAAA
Thrips palmi is the source of this 1395-nucleotide messenger RNA. RefSeq lists its product as uncharacterized. NCBI's taxonomy places the organism in Eukaryota, Metazoa, Arthropoda, Insecta, Thysanoptera, Thripidae. Gene Ontology annotation, cellular component: endoplasmic reticulum membrane; autophagosome. The transcript is spliced from 11 exons. Bases 215 to 1321 code for a protein of 368 amino acids. Gene Ontology annotation, biological process: activation of innate immune response; positive regulation of macroautophagy; autophagosome assembly. The record is from RefSeq and is a predicted model, not a curated record. Gene Ontology annotation, molecular function: cyclic-di-GMP binding; 2',3'-cyclic GMP-AMP binding.